Molecule: messenger RNA, 1636 nt
Organism: Ruditapes philippinarum (Manila clam)
Lineage: Eukaryota; Metazoa; Mollusca; Bivalvia; Venerida; Veneridae
Product: ATP-dependent translocase ABCB1-like
Exons: 12
Coding region: 141-1496 (451 amino acids)
Biological process (GO): transmembrane transport
Cellular component (GO): membrane
Molecular function (GO): ABC-type transporter activity; ATP binding
Source: RefSeq, a predicted model, not a curated record
CAUUUAUCUAACAUCACAAGGCGAGACAAGGACGCACAACAAUUGUGAUCGCACAUCGUUUAUCAACAAUACAAAAUGCUGACGUCAUUAACGUUGUACAAGAUGGCGUCAUUGUUGAGUCAGGAAAACACUCGGAUCUCAUGCAAAAACAUGGUGUUUAUCAUCAGUUGGUAACAGUUCAGAUGCUGAUUGAAGAAGAUGAAGAUGUGAAUGAAGAUGAUAUCGCCGAAGGUGAAGACAUGGUACCAAAUGGUAGCCCAAGAAAAAGGACCAUUUCAGAGAAUAAGCAGCUUAAAAAGUCCACAUCAAGACAGAUUUCUAAGCAGAUCUCAAAACCCGGUGCUAUCGAUGAGGAAAAGGACAAAGAAGAAGAGGUUGAGACUGCACCAGGAGCUAAAUUCUGCCCAAUGUUACAAGAAAACAAGCCGGAAUUGCCGUUUAUACUGAUCGGAUGUAUGGCAGCCGCUGUAAAUGGUUGUACUAUGCCGGCUUUUGCUAUAUUCUUUAGUGAAAUGAUCAAAGUAUUUAUGAACAACUACUCGGACAGUUUGUUGUGGAGCAUGAUGUUUCUUGCUCUUGGUGGUGUUCAGUUUAUAACUAAUUUCCUACAGUCGGUUUGUUUUGGUCAUUCCGGAGAAAGAUUAACAUUUCGUUUACGUUUGAAGACUUUCCGUGCAUUUAUGAGACAGGAUAUGUCGUAUUUUGAUGACCCUAAACAUUCCACAGGAGCCCUGACCACAAGAUUGGCUACAGAUGCGUCACAAGUUAAAAAUGCAACAGGUAUCCGUAUAGCAACAAUGAUACAGUCUCUGUUUGGUCUUGUCGCUGCAUUGGUUAUAGCUUUUAUCUAUGGAUGGAAACUUGCAUUCGUGGUCCUUGCUGGCGUUCCUUUAAUGGCUUUGGCAGGUGCUUUACAGUUAAGAUUUGUAAUGGGAAACCACAAAAAAGAUAACGUUGAUCUUGAAGCAGCAGGGAAGACAGCAAGUGAGGCCAUAGAAAAUAUAAGGACUGUGCAGUCUUUGACAAGAGAACCGGAUUUCUUCCAUAAAUAUGCUACUUCUUUGAAUAAGCCAUACAGGACCAAUAUCAAAGCGGCGCAGCUUACUGGAUUAACUCUUGGUUUUUCACAAGGCAUUGUGUUCAUGAUAUAUGCCGGAGCAUUCCGAUUUGGUGCUUACAUGGUGACAACAGGGGACAUGACUCCUGACAAUGUGUUUAAAGUGUUCUUUGCCAUUUCUAUGACUGGUAUUGUGAUUGGACAAAGUAGCUCUUUUCUGCCAGAUUACAGUAAAGCGGCCACUGCAGGUGGUCUCAUAUUUAAAACUUUAGAUACUAUUCCACUCAUCGAUGUUUUCUCAAAACGAGGGCAAUACUUAUCUAACAUAUCUGGACGUGUACAAAUAAGAAACGUAACCUUUAAUUAUCCAAUGCGACCAGACGUGCCAGUGUUAAAAGGUAUUAAUAUAGACGUAGAACCAGGGCAAACUGUGCACUAGUAGGUCCGAGUGGAUGUGGCAAAUCCACGGUUGUGUCUCUUCUACAACGAUUUUAUGAUCCGCAAGAUGGGAGCAUAAGUGUUGAUGGCAUAGAUAUAAAAGAUAUCAAUCUCAUUAGAUUGAGACAUCUUAUCAGCGUU